AUGGGAGACUGGAGCUUCCUGGGUAGACUAUUGGAGAAUGCACAGGAGCACUCCACGGUUAUAGGCAAGGUCUGGCUGACGGUCCUGUUCAUCUUCCGAAUCCUGGUGCUGGGAGCUGCGGUGGAGGAGGUGUGGGGAGAUGAGCAGUCAGACUUCACCUGCAACACGCAGCAGCCGGGCUGCGAGAACGUGUGCUACGACAAAGCCUUCCCCAUCUCCCACACCCGCUUCUGGGUGCUGCAGAUCAUCUUCGUGUCCACGCCCACCCUCAUCUACCUGGGGCACGUGCUGCACAUCAUGCGCAUGGAGGAGAAGAAGAAAGGCAGGGAGGAAGAGAAGUUGAAGGGGGGCAACCUACACCUCAGUCCCGAUGGACAGUGUGGGCCCAGCAACCACAGCCAGAAGGACAAACUCAUUCUGCGGGACGACCGGGGCAAGGUCCCAAUUGCUGGGGCCCUGCUCCGGACCUACAUAUUCAACAUCAUCUUUAAGACGCUGUUUGAAGUGGGCUUUAUCGCUGGACAGUACUUUCUGUAUGGCUUUGAGCUAAAGCCACUCUACCACUGUGACCGGUGGCCCUGCCCCAACAUCGUGGACUGCUUCAUCUCCAGGCCCACAGAGAAGACCGUCUUCAUCAUCUUCAUGCUGGUCGUCGCCUGCCUGUCCCUCUUACUCAACGUGCUGGAGAUAUACCACCUGGGCUGGAAGAAGCUUAAACAGGGCAUGACCAACCACUAUGGCCCAGACACUGCUGAAUCCAGGGUGGGGGCCAUGAUCUCUGGGGAUGAGCUCCCACUCCCCUCCCACUAGGCCACAGACACCGGCACUAUGGGGCGCCCUUCUACUGCACGCACUGUCUCUUCCCUGGGAUGGGCAACAGUCAUUAUUAUUCCAGGCCCUCCACCAGCAACAGACUUCAACAUGGCAGCUCUUUCCCAGACAGGGAAGGGCCACCCUGACAAAUUCCACAACAGCAGCCACCACCUGAUAAUGACAGAGCAGAACUGGGCCACCAGGAGCCUGGGCAGCAGUUCCGUGAGGAAGGUCCCCCCUGUGUCCACCUCUUCCUCCUUUGCCCCUCCAGGCAGCCGCCUGCAAACCCCUCAGGAGGGCAGAGAAGGCAGCAAGGAACCUGUCGUGUUGGAGAAUGGGGUCAGCAGCGUCCUGGGAGAGAGCAUGGAAGUGACUCCUGCUGAGCGGCAGCAGGCAGCGACCGCUGUGGAGAUGCACAAGCCGCCUUUGCUCCCCACAGACCCCAGACGGUCAAGCAAGGCCAGUAAGGCCAGCCGCAGUCAGGCCAGACCCAAUGACUUGGCCAUCUAG
Eptesicus fuscus (big brown bat) is the source of this 1323-nucleotide messenger RNA. Its product is annotated as gap junction alpha-3 protein. Gene Ontology annotation, molecular function: gap junction channel activity. Lineage: Eukaryota; Metazoa; Chordata; Mammalia; Chiroptera; Vespertilionidae. The record is from RefSeq and is a predicted model, not a curated record. Gene Ontology annotation, biological process: cell communication; visual perception. Gene Ontology annotation, cellular component: connexin complex; gap junction.